AUGAUAGGGGGCUCGCUGAUGAUGCAUCACCUCCUGCCACUGGCUAUUCUCCUCCUUCUUUCCAUCAUUCCCACUGAAACUGAAGUGGUGGCAUCAGUGAAGGAAUGUAAUACGUUUUUUCUUGAUAAAACUCCACCAAACAUCCCACAAAUUUUAGAGGGAGGGAACAUCCUGGACCAAAACAGAUACAAAGUGAUUUGUCAGACCUUUAGCAACACCACAACAUUUGUGACGCUGUACGACACCAAGAACAAGAUUCCAGUUUUUUCUGCUGCAAAGUACAGAGGGAGACCUGGAGGCAAGAGGCCCAAGAUCAAUUGGAUGAUUGAACCGCAGCUUGAAAAACCAGCUGAUGAUGACAAUAUGAGACAAGCUGACAACAACAUCAUCUAUAAACACCAGGCUGUAAACACUGAUUACAAACCCUACAACCAGCAAGGGUUUGACAGAGGACAUUUAUUUCCAAGCUCUUAUGGCUCUGAUCCAACUGAGAAAAGCUCUACCUUUACCCUGACUAACGCUGUUCCACAAAAGUCACGUUUCAACCGUGUGAGA
Pundamilia nyererei is the source of this 555-nucleotide messenger RNA. RefSeq names its product endonuclease domain-containing 1 protein-like. NCBI's taxonomy places the organism in Eukaryota, Metazoa, Chordata, Actinopteri, Cichliformes, Cichlidae. The transcript has 3 exons. The annotation marks the transcript as partial. The record is from RefSeq and is a predicted model, not a curated record. Gene Ontology annotation, molecular function: hydrolase activity; nucleic acid binding; metal ion binding.